Molecule: messenger RNA, 432 nt
Organism: Medicago truncatula (barrel medic)
Lineage: Eukaryota; Viridiplantae; Streptophyta; Magnoliopsida; Fabales; Fabaceae
Exons: 1
Coding region: 1-432 (143 amino acids)
Source: RefSeq, a predicted model, not a curated record
AUGAUUCUCGCUUUUGGUGCGAAGAACAAAUUGAAGUUUGUCGAUGGAUCCAUGGAACUUCCAGAUGAGGAAGAUUUCAAUCGCAGUGCCUGGGAACAUUGCAAUCACCUAAUUCAGUCAUGGAUUAUCAAUUCAGUUACUCCUCAAAUUGAACAAACUCUGGUUUUCCAUGAAAACACCAUUGAUGCUUGGUUAGAUCUAAAAGAACGUUUUUCCAAGGUAGAUCACAUUCGUAUUGCUACGCUUCGUUCUAAGAUCAACAAUUUGAAGCAAGGUUCUAAGUUAGUUUUGGAUUACUUUACUGAAAUGAAAACUCUUUGGGAAGAGUUGAAUUCACACCGUCCAAUGCCACCUUGCACUUAUCCUCAUCCCUGUUGUUGUGCAGCUAUGAGAGAGGCACAUAAUUGCAGACUUAAAGAUCAAGUAAUCUAG